Molecule: messenger RNA, 1354 nt
Organism: Pelobates fuscus (common spadefoot toad)
Lineage: Eukaryota; Metazoa; Chordata; Amphibia; Anura; Pelobatidae
Gene: VSX2
Product: visual system homeobox 2
Exons: 5
Coding region: 14-1042 (342 amino acids)
Biological process (GO): regulation of transcription by RNA polymerase II
Cellular component (GO): nucleus
Molecular function (GO): DNA-binding transcription factor activity, RNA polymerase II-specific; sequence-specific double-stranded DNA binding
Source: RefSeq, a predicted model, not a curated record
GGCAGGGGACACCAUGACCGGGAGAGAGGGGCCCCCAGCCCCCACCAGGAGCACUGGCUUUGGCAUUCAGGAAAUUCUGGGACUCAAUAAGGACCCCCCUGCGCCCCCCCGGGGCCACAUUCACCCUCUGCCCCCAGGGGCCCAUCUCUUGGCUGCCCGUUCUGGCCUCGGGCUCUUGGGAGCCGGUGGGAUCCCCACUUUCUACACCCAGUCCGCCCUUCUGCUUGGGGACCCCCAGGGGCCAAGGAUGCAAUCAGUGGGCAGGAGCCCGGGGCCAGAGGACAACAGCAGGACCUGCAGCUCAGAUUCAGAAGAAGUUUCAUCAAGUGACCGUAAACUUCCGAAAUCUCUCAGCCAGAGCAAGAAACGGAAGAAGAGGCGGCACAGGACAAUAUUUACUUCAUACCAACUGGAGGAGUUGGAGAAAGCCUUUAACGAGGCUCAUUAUCCUGAUGUUUAUGCGCGAGAGAUGCUCGCUAUGAAGACAGAACUCCCGGAGGACAGAAUACAGGUCUGGUUCCAGAACAGACGGGCCAAGUGGCGGAAACGGGAGAAGUGUUGGGGUCGGAGUAGUGUGAUGGCAGAAUACGGCCUGUAUGGAGCAAUGGUGCGACAUUCCAUUCCUCUCCCAGAAUCGAUCCUGAAAUCUGCCAAAGAUGGCAUCAUGGAGUCUUGUGCCCCCUGGCUGUUGGUUCAAGAUGGCUUGGCAAUACCCAGACGAUUUUCUAAACCUGCAUACCAACAAUUCUUUGCAGGGAUGCACAAAAAGUCACUGGAGGCCGCCGUGGAAGGGGCGCCGCAGCCUGAGCGAGAGGUACCAGCAUUACCCAGCCAGCCCGAAACCAAUGAAAUGACGGAGGCCGAGCAUCCGAUUCCAAUUUCAGAAGAGGAGCUAAGAGAAAACAGCAUUGCUGCGCUGCGUGCACGGGCACAGGAACACAGCGCCAAGGUACUGAGAAGCACCAGCUGCGAGACACCCGCACAAAAACAUGACGAGGAUGAAGAAGAGACGCAGACAUGUGAUUCAUUGGAACAGGAAUAGGCACAGGUCUUGCAAUAUGGACUCUUUACUCUGAGAUAUUGUUCAGGAAGUGCACUACCCACACUGAGCCAGAAAACUAUCAGGGAUUAGACAUACAAUAUUGGCCGAGAGGGCGGCCCACGCUACUCAGUGUUAAACACCCACUGUAAUCGCUAGAUCCCUGACCAUUCUGAGACCCAGGGAACUCUGUACAUUAAACAAAGUGUCAGUGCCAGCCAGGCACACUGUGCAAUGACCAAUAAUGUUAUCAGUCCUGAUCCUGUAAAUACUGUAUAGUCCUAAUCAAUGUUUUAUUAGUUCUGUGAUUGAUGU